CAAGAUUUGCCUUACAGAUGAAGAGGAAGAAGUUACAAAGCCCUUUGUUUGUUUCCUCGUCUAUCGAAUCGAACUAAAAACCUAAUAAAAACCUUUUCACUUCACUCUCUACAAAGAUUCAAAAUUGGUUCCCAAUCAUUCGGUUUUCUUUUUUUAAUAAAUUAGGUUUUAGAUAGAUUCUUAGAAUUUGAGAUCUUUGAUUUAAUUUAUGGCGACAACCACAGCAUCAUCAUCAACAACAACAACAGCAACAUCAACCAUACAGACACCAGAUCAAAUCAUACCAAACGACCUCUCAGAAUCCUCAGAACCGCUGAGUUUGCCAACUGUAGAUGCAGAAGAGAAAGUAUCUGAGCCAGAGACCAGACAGAAUCAUCCUAAUAAAGAUGAAAGGACCGUUCCUUCUCAGGGUGCCUCUAGGAAUCCACAAAUAAAUGUAAAUGUGCAAUCUACAGGGGCAGCUGGAGAUGGUGGCGCUGUUUACUCUCCAAGCGUCUAUGCGCCUCAAGCUCAAUCAUUUUACUAUGGGGGUUAUGAUAAUAGUGCUGGUGAAUGGGGUGAUUACCGUCAUUAUGUUGGUCUAGAAAGCCUAGAUGUUGGAUCUACUGGUGUCUUCAAUGAUAAUCCGUCCCUCAUGUUUCAUGCUGGCUAUGGGUACAAUCCUCAAAUGCCAUAUGGUCCAUAUUCCCCCGUCACAACACCUCUACCUUCUGUAAGAGGGGAUGGCCAACUCUACUCUCAACAACAGUUCCCGUAUUCAGGUCAACCUUACUACCAGCAACCAAUUCCUCCAAGCAUGCCAUACAUUACUGCAACAACACCGGUUUCACAAGGUGAUCUGGCUAUUCCACUUAGUAUGGAUCAACAAGGCGAUGGCAUGUAUUAUGGGCGAAGAGCUGGUGGUCAGCCUCAGUUUGGUUCUUAUGGUAGAGGAGGCAGUGGCUUUGCUGGAAACUCUGGUAACUCUGGCUUUUACGAUUCGAGGCAGGCUUAUGAUGGUUUUGGAUCCGGUGGACUCUGGUCAGAUUGGUCGAAAUCCCCAGAUGCGCAGAGGUCUUAUAAUCCGUUGCUGUCUCCGGCAGCCUCGCCGCAAUCUAUCAGCACAUUUGGAUCACUGGGCCGGAAUGCUGGGAUGGCAUCUCAACAACAAAGAGCAACAUAUGGCUAUCGGUAUGGAUCAGGUUCAACCUCUUAUACCAGAAGCUAUCAAAAUAAUGGGAUUUAUUCAAGAUCUGGUUUCAGAAGUCCCUCAAUAUCAAGUUUGGGAACAAGUGAGAGUUGGCUGGCUAUUGAAAAGGCUAAAAGGCGAGGAAGAGAUAGCGUAUCUGCGUGCGGUUGUGAUACCACUGCUCCUGACAUUCUCAGUGAGCAAAACCGAGGGCCAAGAGCCUCAAAGCCAAAGAGCCAGAUCACAACUGAACAUGCUUCUUCUGUUGAUGGUGGUAGUAAGACUGGGUCGUCUGCUUCAGGGGCACGGAAAGAAUUAUAUAAUCAGCCUGACUUUGUCACCAACUAUGAGGAUGCCAAAUUCUUUAUAAUCAAAUCUUACAGCGAAGAUAAUGUCCACAAGAGUAUAAAGUAUGGAAUCUGGGCAAGCACUCCCAAUGGGAACAGGAAACUAGAUGGUGCGUAUUACGAAGCAAAGGAGAAGCAAAAUGGAUCCUGCCCAGUCUUUCUCUUCUUCUCGGUUAAUGCUAGUGCACAGUUCUGUGGCGUGGCAGAAAUGGUAGGACCUGUAGACUUCGAUAAGAGUGUGUCUUAUUGGCAGCAAGAUAAGUGGAGCGGGCAGUUCCCUGUCAAGUGGCACAUAAUAAAGGAUGUACCCAACAGUCAGUUUCGUCACAUUAUUCUUGAAAACAAUGAUAGUAAGCCUGUAACAAACAGCCGAGAUACACAGGAGGUGAAAUUGGAACAAGGUCUAGAAAUGCUGGGUAUUCUGAAGAAUUAUGAAACUGAUUUGUCAGUUCUUGAUGAUUUCGAUUUUUAUGAAGAGAGGCAGAAAGCAAUGCAAGAGAGGAAGGCGAAACAGCAGCAACAACAACAACAGGGUGGAAGCAGCUUGAAUAAUCAGACUCAUCCGGUGGUCGGAGGAAAUGAGCAUAGGAGUGCAGUAAUAACCUCCGAGUAUCUAAAGCAAUUGCCCAAGAGCUUUGCUCAAGUUGUUCGAUUGGAAGAGAGUACAAAUAACCAUAAAGAAGAAAACCAGCUUACUACAGAAAAAAGUAGUGCUGGUUCCAUUGCCACCUCUGAGGCCAUUGGCAAUCGACUUCAACCUGAAGACACCACAGAACAGUUAAAAGCCGGUGGUUGAUUAGCUGGAUCGUAGAAUCUGACAUAUCCCUUGCUUUCCUUUCUGUUUUACCUUUUUCAUUCUCUUGUUAGUUUCUUUGGGUUUUAGCUGUGUUGGGAGGAAUGAGUGUGCAUUGGUGUUUGGUGGCGAGCGAUGGUUUUUAUGGCUGGUGAGGAGCACAACAUCACAUGUAUAGUAUGCACAAUAUAAUGCCUGCAGCAGCCAUUUCCCAUUUGUAAUCUCGUUUUUCCUUGUUGUUUUCUUUAAGUUUAAAGUCCUCCUUCAAACCUUCCAAAACCCUUGGAAGGGUUGCAAAUUAAUUAAUAAAAAGAUAAGAUAAUAUGUAUUAGCAUCAGCAAAUUUGGGGACUGCAAAUCUGCUUUUAAGUCCUCAGAUAACAGUUAAAAGAAAUAAAAAAAAUAAAAUUGUAUUGCUUUA
Messenger RNA from Papaver somniferum (opium poppy), 2728 nucleotides. RefSeq lists its product as uncharacterized. The transcript is spliced from 8 exons. NCBI's taxonomy places the organism in Eukaryota, Viridiplantae, Streptophyta, Magnoliopsida, Ranunculales, Papaveraceae. Bases 209 to 2311 code for a protein of 700 amino acids. Gene Ontology annotation, cellular component: cytoplasm. The record is from RefSeq and is a predicted model, not a curated record. Gene Ontology annotation, biological process: mRNA destabilization. Gene Ontology annotation, molecular function: mRNA binding.